AAAAAGCAAAGUAAACCAGAUCAAUUGCCCUGUUUUUCCAAAGAAGGAGCUUGCUCUUGAUGGAGGGGUAGAGGGCGCUGGUACUUGGGGUUCAGUUGCGGUUGAAUUCCCCGCCGAGCGGGGGUCCCGGGGUGUGCUGUGUAAAGGUGAAAAUGAAAAUAAAACUGAAGCGGGGAGGCGGGCGGCGCCGGGCGCGAUAAAUCUCCGUCAUUUCUGCCGGAGGCGGAAUAGCCCCGUGGGCUAGGGGGGUCCGGGGCCGGGGCCGUUCCCUGGGGCGGUGUCCGCAUUCCGCGAUGCUGCUGGCGGUGGCGGUGGCGGUGCUGGCCGUGGCCCUGGCCGUGGCCGUGGCCGUCCCCGCGCUACGGCACCGCCUGGUCCGUUCCGCGCUGCGCCGCGCCGGGGGCCGGUACCGGCGGCGGCUGGAGGCUCUGGACAGCGACGUGCGGCUGAGGCAGGAGCGGCGGCUGCGGCGCCUGCUGGGCACCGGCAGCGGGGCGGCCGGCGGCUGGGAGGAGUUCCAGGAGCGGCAUCCCCUGGGGCAGCCCUGUCGGGACGAAGCGCCGGGGGUUCCGCUUCCCCCGCUGCGGCUCUGGGCUCUGCUCCCCGGCUGCCGGGACAGCGACCCCCGGCUGCAGGGCUCCCUGCUCUACCUGGACGCGCUCCGCGCCGCCUUUCCCCGGGCGCUGGCCCGCCGGGGCACGGCGCUGCUGCACUGGAGCCCCGGCUGGCCCCGCGGCCCGGCGGGGUGGCCGCUGCCCACCCUGUACUGCACGCCGGCCGCAGCCGCUGUGGUGCCCUCCCGGGCCGCGGCGCUGCGGGUGCAGCUGCUCUUCGCCCUGCGGCAGCGUGCCCUGCAUGUGCUGGAGGCCGGGCUGGCAGCCGAGCUGCACGACGCGCUGGUGGCGCUGCGCACGGAAUGGCCCCGGCUGGCCCAGGAGCUGGAGCUGGGCAGGCUGAGCCCCCAGCCCGGGCUGCCCGACGAGGUGCGGGAGCAGCUGCAGGCGCUGCUGAGCCCUGCUGCUGCCCGGGCGGCCGAGCUCCGCGCCGAGUGCGCCCGCGGCUUCGAGGGCAUCGUGUUGCGUCUGUGGCCACGGCUGGAGGUGGUGGUGGUGAGGACGAUGUGUGGCACAGAGCGGCUCUACUGCGACUCCCUCCGCCAGGCUGAGUGCCAGGGGCUGCCCUUCUACUGCCCCUUCUACCAGGCAGCAGGAGCCCUGCUUGGUGUAAACCUGUGGCCAGCGGAGCCAGCGCCCCGAUUCGUGCUGUGCCCUGACUGGGCUUUCUGCGAGUUCCUGCCCUGCCUGGCCAGCAAGGAGCCACGGACUGUGCUGCUGGAUGAGCUCUGGGAGGGCCGUGAGUAUGGGCUGGUUGUGACAGCCCAGCCAGGAGAGUACAGGUGCCAUACUGGCGAGGUGCUGAAGGUGACCGGCUUCCACAAGCAGUGUCCCGUGGUGGAACCUGUGCGCCGGGAGAGCCAGACACUGAGCGUGCGAGGGGAGAGCAUCCCUGAGGAGCAGUUCUUCCAGAGCCUGUGCCGCACCCUGAGCAUGUGGCCGGGUGCUCGCCUGAUUGACUAUGUCUGUGUGGAGAGCAGCCUGCUGGGUGACUCUUCGGGGCCCUGUGCCCCCCACUACGAGGUGUUCCUGGAGCUGCAGGGCCUGCGGGACCUGUCGGAGGGGCAGCGCUACAAGCUGGACCAGUGUCUCCAGGAGGAUUUCCCCACCUACAAAUCCUUCCGCUUCAAGGGCAGCAUUGGGCCCCUGCGCCUGCACCUGGUGAGGCCCAGGACCUUCACCCGGCUGCGGGAAGCACUGGGCUCCCCCGUGCCCAUGCCCAGGGUCCUGCACGAGGAGCAGCUGCUGCGGCUCAUCCAGGGAGCCGUCAUCUCCUAGGGCAGCCUUGGGGCCCCGCAGCCCUUCCACCCUGGGGUUCACUUGGCUUGCGCCCUCUGAGGAGGGGCCGUGUCCCUGGGGUGAGAGGGUGUGGGGACAGGGGUGCCCGUCCCCACGGGCGUGGCUGAGUGGAGCAGAUGGAGACGGUGAGCUCGACCGUGAUCCGUGGCAGCAGCAGGCACCGGUGGGCACCGCUCAGUGCUGCUGUGGAGGUGGAGCAGGAGCUUGGGAGCCUCACGGGGCAGUGGGAUGCUGCAGCUGCAGGACCCCCUCCCUCAGUGCCUCGGCAGCACCUGCAGCCACAGCGGAGUGUGUGCCUCUCCCAAGGGACCACUGUGCACCACAGCCCAUGGCUGAGGCAGAGGGCUCAAUGGAAACCCGCAGCAGCAGGAGGAGCAGAAGAGCUGUGGCUCAUCGCUGAGCACUGGGGCCCUGUGGCAUUUCGUCCCCUGGCGAGGACACUGUGGGCAGGGCUCAGGUGGCUGGUGGUGGCAGGUGUCACACAGCAGCCCCAGCUGGGCUUCAGUGCAUGUCCACUGGUUUAAGAAUAAGCUCUAGUGAGGGCUGCUUUUAAUGUUUUGAAAACCAAAUGCAAAGUAAAGGAGGAUUAUCUUUUAAAAAAUAAAUAAAGGACUGCACUCUGUGAUUGAUUUUUUUAGACUAUUAUUUUUAAUCUUCAUUAAAGAGAUUGCUCAAGCAAUCUGACUGCUCUGGGGGCUUAGGAGUUGCUGCUGUUCUCAGGGGUCCUGGGGAAGGGCAGCCAUGAAUAUUUAACCAGCUGAGCACUCUGGGGGCACCAGGCUCUUUGUGCCUUUGAGGCACAUCGGGAGGGACUGGUCAUUUCCCCUUCUGCUCAUUAAGGGUUA
This is a messenger RNA of Motacilla alba alba, 2758 nucleotides long. It is a transcript of the gene GHDC, whose product is annotated as GH3 domain containing. The transcript has 8 exons. The record is from RefSeq and is a predicted model, not a curated record. NCBI's taxonomy places the organism in Eukaryota, Metazoa, Chordata, Aves, Passeriformes, Motacillidae. Gene Ontology annotation, cellular component: cytoplasm. Gene Ontology annotation, molecular function: acid-amino acid ligase activity. Bases 294 to 1892 code for a protein of 532 amino acids.